ACCUUGGUCGAAACAAACUGCAAAAAAAAUGAUUGCGCAUGCGCAACCUUUCACGGCAAAGCGAACCAAGAUGGCGGCUGUUGUUGAAAAUGUUGUAAAACUGCUGGGAGAGCAGUGCUACAGAGAUGCCAUGGAGCAGUGCCAUAACUACAACGCCCGGCUAUGUGCCGAGAGGAGUGUCCGAAUGCCCUUCCUGGACUCUCAGACUGGAGUGGCGCAGAGCAACUGUUACAUUUGGAUGGAGAAGAGACACAGGGGACCAGGAGUGACCCCAGGACAGCUGUACACCUACCCAUCCCGCAGGUGGAGGAAGAAACGACGAGCCCUCCCCCCAGAGGAUCCCCGGCUGGUCUUCCCCCCUCUAAAGUCAGAACUGGACUUGGGUUUUAAGAAGGAUGCCCUGUCAUCAUCUGAUGGCAGCAGUCUGGAAGCCCUGCUAAAGGGGGAACCCCUGGACAAACGGGGUCCUCCGGAGUUCCAUGGGCCAGAAGAGGAGUCCAGUCUGGCAGACUACACUUGUGGGGGAGUCACCCCUGCAGCACGCGUCAGAAAGAGAGUCCUGGAGCCAGAUGACUUCCUGGAUGACUUGGAGGAUGAGGACUAUGAGGAGGACACCCCCAAAAGAAGAGGCAAAGGAAAGGGAAAGGGUCGUGGAGUGAGCAGUGCCAAGAAGAAGCUGGAUGCUGCGGUGGCUGCACUGGAGGACAAGGACAAGCCUUACUCCUGUGACAACACUUUCAGACAAAAGCAUAUUUCACAACCUUCUGGACGAGUCUGUGGGAAGCGUUACAAGAACCGUCCGGGCCUGAGCUACCACUACGCCCACUCCCACCUGGCUGAGGAGGAGGGAGGGGACAAGGAGGAGCCUGAGGUCCAUACCCCGCCCCAGCCUGAGGAGCCCAAGACACCCAAGAAAGGUCCAGAUGGUUUGGCGAUACCCAAUAUCUACUGUGACUUCUGCCUCGGGGACUCAGCCCUCAACCAGAAGACGGGCCAGUCAGAGGGGCUGCAGUCCUGCUCAGACUGUGGACGUUCAGGCCACCCGUCCUGCCUGCAGUUCACCCCUGUGAUGAUGGCUGCAGUUAAGACCUACCGCUGGCAGUGCAUCGAGUGCAAGUGCUGCAACAUCUGUGGCACCUCAGAGAACGACGACCAGCUUCUCUUCUGUGAUGACUGUGAUAGAGGCUAUCACAUGUACUGUCUCCGCCCCCCUAUGGCUGAACCUCCAGAAGGGAGCUGGAGCUGCCAUCUGUGUCUGGACCUGUUGAAAGACAAGGCGUCCAUAUACCGGACACCUAAUGCCCCUCCGUUGUGAUGGACCCCCACCCUCUCACAGGUUCUCAAUCACGGGUCAGCAGAGAGGAGUGGGUGGGACAGAUGUCUUGUGAAAAAGGAAGCAUACCUCACCAACCCCCCUUCUGAAACAGGCCUCGGGGAAGCAUACCUCACCAACCCCCCUUCUGAAACAGGCCUCGGGGAAGCAUAGCUUACCAACCCCCCUUCUGAAACAGGCCUCGGGGAAGCAUACCUCACCAACCCCCCUUCUGAAACAGGCCUCGGGGAAGCAUAGCUUACCAACCCCCCUUCUGAAACAGGCCUCGGGGAAAACACCUUACCAACCUCUUGCUGAAAAAGGCCUCGGUUUGGAAGGGAAACACCUUACCAAGCCCGUUCUGAAACAGGCCUCGGGGAAGCAUACCUUACCAACCCCCCUUCUGAAACAGGCCUCGGGGAAGCAUACCUUACCAGCCCCCCUUCUGAAACAGGCCUCGGGGAAGCAUACCUCACCAACCCCCCUUCUGAAACAGGCCUCGGGGAAGCAUACCUUACCAGCCCCCCUUCUGAAACAGGCCUCGGGGAAGCAUACCUUACCAGCCCCCCUUCUGAAACAGGCCUCGGGGAAGCAUACCUCACCAACAGGCCUCAGGGAAGCAUACCUCACCAACCGCCCUUCUGAAACAGGCCUCGGGGAAGCAUACCUUACCAACCCCCCUUCUGAAACAGGCCUCGGGAAGCAUACCUUACCAGCCCUGUGCUGAAAAAGGUCUUUGUUUGGUUCUUAUAUGGCUGUUACACAGUUCCAAGCUCAAGUGACCCAUAGGCUUUUGUUUUCAACUAUUUGUCAAUAUAUCAAACACAAUGUAUCAAUUUCCUGAACUUGACAAUACAUGAAGUUUGUUUGAGUGACUUAAACCACAAACCGCUUUUGCCAGCCAAAAUACCUGAACACACAGUCUCACAUGCAGUUCAUGCACACCACUGCUCAGAUCCUACUUUUAUUCGGCAAAAUAUCAGUUUUGCAUGUAGAGGAGAUAAAUAGUUUGAGUCAAUUAGCGUGCCAAUGCUUGUUCAUAAUAAAAACAUGUGCAAAGGUUUUGUAUAUUUAUAUAUUUGUAUAGAAUAUAAAGGUGGGAAUUAUUUAAAAGCUGCUUUCUGUUCAGCCAUUACAUUCCACUCCUUGACAUUCAUGUAAUUUGCCAAAGACUGGAGUGACAAGGAGUGGAAUGCUAUCUAAAAAGACUGGAGUGGAAUGCUAUCUAAAAAGACUGGAGUGGAAUGCUAUCUAAAAAGACUGGAGUGGAAUGCUAUCUAAAAAGACUGGAGUGGAAUGCUAGCUAGAAAGACUGGAGUGGAAUGCUAGCUAGAAAGACUGGAGUGGAAUGCUAGCUAGAAAGACUGGAGUGGAAUGCUAGCUAAAAAGACUGGAGUGGAAUGCUAGCUAAAAAGACUGGAGUGGAAUGCUAGCUAAAAAGACUGGAGGGGAAUGCUAGCUAAAAAGACUGGAGGGGAAUGCUAGCUAAAAAGACUGGAGGGGAAUGCUAGCUAAAAAGACUGGAGGGGAAUGCUAGCUAAAAAGACUGGAGGGGAAUGCUAGCUAAAAAGACUGGAGUGGAAUGCUAGCUAAAAAGACUGGAGUGGAAUGCUAGCUAAAAAGACUGGAGUGGAAUGCUAGCUAAAAAGACUGGAGUGGAAUGCUAGCUAAAAAGACUGGAGUGGAAUGCUAGCUAAAAAGACUAGAGUGGAAUGCUAGCUAAAAAGACUGGAGUGGAAUGCUAGCUAAAAAGACUGGAGUGGAAUGCUAGCUAAAAAGACAGGAGUGGCAAUAUUGAGAGUUAGGAAGCAUUGGGCGUUAAGAGGGCCUUACUAUUACAUCAAUCUCUAUCUCGGUGACAGAAAGAGGACUUUUUUUUUUAAAGGAAUUAAAGAUUGGGUGUUUGCUGCUGUUGUGGAAAGGGAGUCCGAAUGGAUGCUGGUUGGUAUGGUGAUUGAGUGAGUUUUAGUGUAUCCUAUGUCCACAGCCAGCCUUUUACCAAAAAUAAUUACCUAAUCCAUUGGUAGACAACACUGGUCCUGGAGAGCAGUUUGACAUUUUACUGCUAGUAACGUAAGCAUUUUUCUGCGCCCGCUAUAACAUCUGCCAAACUGUAUGCGACCAAUAAAUGUUGAUAUGCAGCAGUCCUAAUCUGGACCCCUUUUUGACUCCUUGUUGUUAUGUGUUGGGAGAUCAUUUAAAAACAGACAACUACCAAGCACAGGACUUUGUGUUUACCUGCCCAUAUCAGCUCUGAAGUCUCAUCCCACCCUGCUCUAACCUGCUCCACUGUCUCAUAUCUCAGACUGUCAUGCUCUAUGAUUCACUUUGUUUAUAGCCAGAGGAGGGCAGUAAAGGAGCCAUUCAAGAGCUCCUGGGACUGUGGGGAGAUGGAAGAAUGUUUUUGGGGAUGAUGUGGAGCCAUCAGGGGGUCUAGUCAGAAAGUGGUGUGUUACCACAAACUGCAGACUGGUGUACCUGCACUUGCUAUACUGUAGUGUUGUCCUUGGAGGCAACAUUAUUUGACUUUUUCAUAUAUAGGUCUAUACAGUGCAUUCAGAUACGUUUGUCAUUAUGGGGUAUUGUGUGUGUGGAUUGAUGAGGGGUAAAAACAACAAUCCGUUUUAGAAUAAGGCUGUAACGUAACAAAAUGUGGAUAAAGUCAAGGGGUCUGAAUACUUUCUGAAUGCACUGUAAAUACACUGAAUGUACAAAACAUUAAGAACACCAUCUUACUAUUGAGUUCCACCCCCCCCUUUUAGCCCUCAACAGCCUCGAUUUGUCGGGGCGUGGACUCUACAAGGUGUCGAAAGCAUUCCACAGGGAUGCUGGCCCAUGUUGACUCCAUUGCUUCCCAUAGUUGUGUCAAGUUGGCUGGAUAUUUCUUGGGUGGUGGACCAUUCUUGAUACACGUGUGAAAAACACCUCAGCGUUGCAGUUGUUGACACACGCAAACCGUUGAUCCUGGUACCUACUACCAUAACCUGUUCAAAAGCACUUCAAUCUUUUCUCUUACCCAUUUACCCAUUGAUUUUCUCUGCUUUUCCCCCAAAGCCGGGUGCAAUGCUCUCCACCAGUUUGGCUAUGGUUACAAUUAGCUACAAUUACUUUACCUCAAACUAGUGAAAAUAUAUAUUUUUUUAAACAUUUGGAUUCAUUCUCAGACAUGGUCAAAAGGAGAAACUGUAGACAUUGCGCUCUCUACAGACAGUUAACCAAGUGCAUGAUAAUGUGUACCCUAAACACAGGUGCUCAUGGUCUACUCAGAUGUGGAUUGAUCAGGGUGUAAGGAAGUUAUGUAAUAUCAUUUAGUUAUAAUAUCAUCUUAUAUUAAUAGCCAACUAACAAAUACUAAAGCAUCAAACAAGUAUUUCUCAUUUCAUUUGUUUAGCUGUUUGUUUAGAGGCAGUUGCCAUUUGGUUUUGGUUCAUUUAAAACAAAAUUAAAUCAUCAAUGAUAUUUACUCAGUUGAUGUAAAACAGUUUUGUAACUCUGUUUCCUUUAGGGUACAAGGUUUUGUCUUUUUUUCCAGGAAAAUAAAAGAUUUGACGCUGACUGUA
This is a messenger RNA of Oncorhynchus kisutch (coho salmon), 4872 nucleotides long. Its product is annotated as zinc finger protein ubi-d4. Gene Ontology annotation, biological process: nervous system development. The coding region runs from base 29 to 1315 and encodes 428 amino acids. Lineage: Eukaryota; Metazoa; Chordata; Actinopteri; Salmoniformes; Salmonidae. Gene Ontology annotation, cellular component: nBAF complex. The record is from RefSeq and is a predicted model, not a curated record. The transcript has 12 exons.